This is a messenger RNA of Aspergillus ibericus CBS 121593, 1247 nucleotides long. RefSeq names its product NAD(P)-dependent alcohol dehydrogenase. NCBI's taxonomy places the organism in Eukaryota, Fungi, Ascomycota, Eurotiomycetes, Eurotiales, Aspergillaceae. Gene Ontology annotation, biological process: alcohol metabolic process. The coding region runs from base 75 to 1247 and encodes 390 amino acids. Gene Ontology annotation, molecular function: alcohol dehydrogenase (NADP+) activity; zinc ion binding. The transcript has a single exon. The record is from RefSeq and is a predicted model, not a curated record.
GUCACCACCCUAAUCUUUGGUGCAAAACCAAUCUACUCUAUCUCCUUGUCUCUUCGCUCACAACCACUACGACCAUGCCUGACCAAUUCCACGGCUGGGUCGCCCACUCACCCACCACCCCCCUCACCUUCACCACCUUCACCCCGAAACCCUUCACGCCCACCGACAUCGAAGUGCAAAUCACCCACUGCGGCAUCUGCGGUACGGACCUGCACACCCUCCGUUCCGGCUGGGGUCCCACCGACUACCCCUGCGUCGUGGGGCACGAGAUCAUCGGCAUUGUCACUCGCAUCGGCUCUGCCGUCCAAACCUCCUCCUCCUCCUCCUCCUCCUCCUCCUCCCCUCUCCACCUCGGCGACCGGGUCGGCAUCGGCGCCCAAACCCUCUCAUGCCUCCAACCCACCUGCACCGCGUGCGCCUCCGGCCGUGAAAACUACUGUCCGCGGAUGAUCGCCACCUACAACAGCCGAUACCCCGACCCCACCGCCAACGACAAGAAGAACUCCCGCACCGGCCCCAAAACCUACGGCGGCUUCGCACAGACCUGGCGCGGUCCCGCCGCCUUCGUAUUCCGAAUCCCCUCCGCGAUCCCCUCCGCGGCAGCCGCGCCACUGCUCUGCGCCGGGGUGACGGUCUUCUCCCCGCUACGCAAAUACGGUGCCGGCCCCGGUAAGACCGUCGCGGUAGUGGGGAUUGGCGGGCUGGGCCAUUUGGGAAUCUUAUUCGCCAAAGCGAUGGGAUGUGAUCGGGUGAUAGGGAUUUCGCGCACGGGACGGAAGAAAGUCGAUGUAGUGGAGAAGAUGGGCGCGGAUGAGUUUAUCGCGACGGAGGAGGAAACGGGGUGGGAGAGGCGGUGGGCGCGGACGGUGGAUGUGAUGAUUUGUACGGUGGAUGGGGAUGAGAUGCCGUUGGGGAAGUAUUUGCGAUUGUUGAGGGUCGAGGGCACGUUUGUGUUGGUCGGGGCGCCGGAGACGCCGUUGCCGAGGAUUCGGGCGUGGGAUUUGAUUGCCAAGGGGGUGGUGGUGACGGGGUCGAAUGUGGGGUCGAGAGAGGAUGUCAGGGAGAUGUUGCAGGUCGCGGCGGAGAAGGGCGUCGUGCCGUGGGUGGAGAGACGGCCCAUGGAGGAGGUCAAUGCCGCGUUGCGGGAUAUGGAGGCGGGGAGGGCGAGGUUUCGGUAUGUGUUGGAGAAUCGGGGGGAGGGGGAGGGGAGAGAGAGUCGGGUUGUCAGCAUACGGAGUAUAUUGUAG